AUGGGCGAUGACUUUACCAUGAGCAAUCCGACCCAGCUCGAAGAACAUGCCGGUCCCUCAAUCCCUGGAUUAAGCCUCAUGAAGCCCAGCAUACCUAAGCGCCAGCCGGACCAGAGCGAGAAUGAAAUUCCGAGUGGAAGUGGCUUGCUCGAUACAUUGAUGCAGCAUGUGGACUCUCAAUCUGGGGUGCGAGGAUCCGCACUCUCCUCCGAGGAUAACACUGCUACCCGAGCAGCGUCGCUAGUAGCGGAGGAAGGUGUUUUGGAAGAAGGGCGCCGCACAUCAGACGCUGGUCAGACAGGGACAGGUGAUGUGACGAACAAUGAACACGAAUGCAGCUCUACGUCAGUGGUGGGAAUGGGAACUCCUGCUUCGACAGAAGAAAACGGCCGAUACAUAGCCAAUGGGCGACUCGUUGAGAAGCCUGAAGACAAAGUGGAUGGUAAAAUGGCAUUGCCGAAUACCAGCGUCGCCACUGUAAGAGAAGAAGAAUAUGCUGGCCUUACCGACACCUCCUCGCACGAACAAGACGCAAGCAGUGCUCCGGCUCCUAAAGCAGCGUCACCACGACACCCUACUCCCCCUACGGUUUCAACAACCUUGCUUGAUGACUCGCGGCAAGAGCCUACGGUGAAGGAUGAGGAGAGUGUGAAUGUUAAUGGUACUCACCAUGUAGGUCAGAAAGAGGAAUCACAAGAUCGUACAGCGUUGGAGGAACCACAAAACCAGAAUUCCACGGCUACUAGUUUAAAUGAAGUCCGUGUUGACGAAGAUGGAGGCUUCAUGGUAGAGAAAGCAAACUCCGGCGACGCUCUGAGCAGUUUUGGUGUACAUGACCAAACCGCUGAAGGGCUGGAUGAAAACAGGUCGCUGCCGAACGCCCGUCAAGAGGAGCAUGGAGCAAGUCAGACUGACGCUCCUGGCCCCAACGUUGAGGCAGAGAUACGAACUACGCAAGUAGAGACAAACGAAGCCGAACAGCGUGCUACUGAUGCGAUGACAACAGAGAAUGAACUAGGGAAGCAAGAAAACCGCUACUUGGAGAUAUCGACAGAGGCAGACACCCCUAUUGCGUCUCUGCGUGAACAGCUUCCAGCUAUCAGCAUUAUUGAGCAGCCUCAGAAUGACCAGGGCGGUCAAGACGCCGAGUGGGAGGCCGACUCUUCGCCUAUUGACUCGUCCUCUGACUCAGAUAGUACUUCCGAUACGACAUCUACAGAUGACAGCGACGAAGAUGACGUAGACGUGGAUGGGGAUUACGCCAUGCUCGACCCUGAAGAACAAGCACGCAUUCUAAUGCAGGGUGAUGGUGGAUCUGAUGACGAGGGCAACGCUAGAAGUGGUGCGAAAGGUGGGACGACGCACCUACGUACUGCGAAUGAAAAGCCCGAGGAAGUGGUCCCAAAACCGGACAUCCAGGUGACGGAGGAUAUGAGGAUUGAAGAGUUGGGUUGUGUGGAAGCCAUCGUGGAAAACGCCGUGCUCAUCAAGGCCAAAACCUCUGGUGAGUAUCGAGUGCUCGAAAGCAACUCGCUCUUAUGUCUCCAGAACAGAAGCGUGGUGGGUGUUGUGUCCGAAACACUCGGACGGGUGCAACAGCCGUUAUACACGAUCCGCUUCACAAAUGAAGAAGCCAUCAAAGAGGCUGGGCUUGGCUCGAAGAACACUCCAGUCUACUAUGUGGAACAGCAUUCGACAUUUGUUUUCACUCAGCCUUUGAGAGCAGUCAAGGGCAGCGAUGCCUCCAAUUUCCAUGAUGAAGAGGUGGGUGCGGAAGAAAUGGAAUUCUCAGAUGAUGAAGCAGAGGCAGAACACAAGCGCCGUUUGAAGCUGAAGAAGCAAAGCAGAAAGGACGAGAGGAACGAUCGGUCUGGAUAUGGAAGAGGCAAUCGCGGAGCCUCCAUGAAUGGGCACGCUCGAAGAACUUCGAGCGUCAACGGGGACACCGCCGCAGAGAUGAACUACGAUGACAUAUCACCAAUAGUUGAAGACGGCUACACCCCACUGGCUCGACCGACCAAUCUGCACGAGAUGAUGGGACGAGGCGAAGCACCUCUUGAAGGUCGACAGCCUGUGCCAUUUUCGGACAGAGGCUACGAUCGAGGAAGGGGUAGAGGUCGUGGCCGAGGUAAUCAAGGCCGAGGCGACCGAGGAAAUCGAGGCGACAGAAGUGGGCGCGGCCGAGUUGGACGGGGUCGACCCAACGACAAUCAGCCGCCGGACCGGAAAGGAUCCUUCUCCAACAGCCAACAGGCCUCUCCUACACGGAAAUCUGAAGCAAGCUCCUCUCCGAAAACGUCCGCACAUGGGAACCAGCACCAGCACCAGCACCAGCACCAGCAAUCCCCGCAACAACCUCAACCCCCAACCUUCGCCCUACCACCAAUUCCUCCACCAUCACAAUACCCCUAUCCACAAAUGCCACCGCAACCGCCACAUCCCCCAUUCUCCUACCAAAAGCCAACCCUACCCCACGCACCCACCAUCGCUCCACAAGCAUCUUCGUACUCAACAUUCUCCCCCUCACCCAUCUCCCCGCUCCCGCAGACCCACUUGAAUUUCAACCAUUACGCCACUCAGCACAACCAGCACCAUCCACCUGCGCAAGCUUAUCAUCCCUAUCAGCCGCAACAGCAGCAUCAACCACCGUAUCAAGACCAUAGCCAGCAAUGGCAGGGACCAUUCCACGGGGGCCAGCAAGGACAAGUGCAAGGACACGGCCAGGGUCAGCCACCGAUGCCACCACCGGGUUCGCACAUCAACCCGGCGUUUUUCGACGCGCUGAGACAGCAGAGAGGUGGUGGUGGUGGUGGUGGUGGUGGUGGUGCCGGUAAUUGGCAGGAUGGGAGAUGA
This is a messenger RNA of Endocarpon pusillum Z07020, 2853 nucleotides long. RefSeq lists its product as uncharacterized. NCBI's taxonomy places the organism in Eukaryota, Fungi, Ascomycota, Eurotiomycetes, Verrucariales, Verrucariaceae. The coding region runs from base 1 to 2853 and encodes 950 amino acids. Gene Ontology annotation, biological process: pseudouridine synthesis; box H/ACA snoRNP assembly; ribosome biogenesis. Gene Ontology annotation, cellular component: sno(s)RNA-containing ribonucleoprotein complex. Gene Ontology annotation, molecular function: RNA binding. The transcript has 2 exons. The record is from RefSeq and is a predicted model, not a curated record.